This is a messenger RNA of Durusdinium trenchii, 3265 nucleotides long. The record is from the annotation of a GenBank genome assembly. Lineage: Eukaryota; Dinophyceae; Suessiales; Symbiodiniaceae.
GCGGAAUCCCAGAAUGCACCCAGUCAGAGGCCUUCAAUCAAGGCCUUGCUGCUCUAAUCGUACAAUCCAAGAGUGGCAUUGAUAUGGAAGAUGCUUUCAUCCUCCAUCUUCAUUCCUGUCAAACUCACCUGACAUCCAUUCUGGCUCGAGAACCAUCGGCCAUCGGCGGCAUUACAGGCACGAUGCCCAAUCGAUGCGGAGAUCGACGCCUCUCUCUGGGUGCGGUGGUCCCCUUCGGGCUCUGCUCGGCGGAGCAGGUCUCCUCCGUCGCGUUGGACGCGUCCCGGAGCGGUGCACGAAGCUUGACCCUCCUGGCAGCCCGGUUUGGCGCCGGUGAGACGGAUUUGACCACCUUCGCACCAGACUGCCUUAGCUAUGCUGAUUUGCCAUGUGCUUGCGAGCAUGUGCUCCUGAGUCCGGCACAAGGCUUUUGGCCAUCCUAUGACCAUCUUUGGCACAAGCCAUCGAUCGAACGAUUUUUGAGCUUGCAACACUUGCACUUCCGAUCUCCAACUGAGAUACACUUCACAGGUACUCACUUUUGGCAUUCAUCCAGUUUUGGAAACCUCAAGAAUGCGCUUGACACACCCUACUUUAUUGCUUUGGCCUAUGGAGAGCAUUUUCCAGAGGCUUGCAUGAAGGAGCCAGAAUGUAGGCUCACUCAGGGUUUGUCGAGUAUGCUCAAUUGGCUCGUUACGUUGAAGCAGCUGAAAGCUUUCCCCGAAGGGAAUCAGGUGGCCGCUUACAUCCCCUACUUGGAGGACCUCUCGCACAUACGCUAUGUUGAAGCCUGGCGCAGCACUCCCUGGUUCGUUUUGCUGGAGAAACCGCACUGGUCUGAAGCUUUUCUCUACUUAGUGCAGGAGCUGGAGGAUGUCUUAGAUGCGGAUAUGGGUUUUCCUCUAUCCGAUAACGCUGAGGACAAGUUCCAGCGUUCUGUGCAACGAAUGGGCUCUGACGCUUCCGAUGGCCUCCCUUCCAUGAUUGGAAUGUAUUUUUGUGUUGGAGAUGAUGUGCUAAGUGCUAGGUGGCCAUCUGAGGCCAUCUGCCACCGGCAGAGGAGGUGUUUCUUCCAAGGUGGUGCUUGUUCCCGGCUGGGCAAACUCCAAGAACAGGCGCUUGGACUUAGAAAUGAUGAGGACAUAGCGCUUGCCAUUGCUCGGUUGCAGCAGGCGGCCUUUGAAGCACCUUGUUUUGAGCACUUUGCUCGGAGCAUGGUGAUUUUUGGGGCAGCGAUCCGUCCGCUGUUGCCAGCAGGUGCUUGGCCUUGGCCUUCAUCAUCGAUGCCGGCGGAGUCAGGAAAGACUCAAUCGAUUUGGCGCCUUUGCAACCAGCCAGACAUAACUCACCGUCGUGUUGGCCAAGCAGAGCUGCACUUUUUCUCCGCUGAUGUUAUACUGGUUGGAGAGGAGCUGCAGGUUGAGUUGCUUUGGACAGCGACCUCGGACGACAGCUGCAUCAUGGUUGGAAGCAAUUCUGAAAGGGAGAAUGACACGUACUAUUCUUUCCUACACACACUUCCUCACUCCCACCUGAUGCAUUGGGAAUGUGCCUUCAACAUGCCUCAGGGCAUCGAGUUCCAUUCCAGCAGUGCUGCUGCAAGCACUUCCCUGUCCGGUUUCACGUCCAUCUCCACAUGCCGGGUCCCACCAGACACUGCCGCUGCAAAGCUCCUGAAGUGGGAGACGAGAGCGACUGCAGCAUUGGAGCUUCAGCUGCGAGCUGCCUGGCGCCCCGAACCUUUGCGCUUAUGCCCUCGCAGCCGGGCGGUGGUUCGCCGUGUGUCGGCUUGCAGCUCUCCGCUGCAUCACGCUGACCGCAUACACAAACUCCUGCCACAUGCUGUGGAAGACUGGCUGAAUUACCACUUUGCGAUCGGCAUAGAACACUUCACCGUCUUUGACACAGACGGGUCGUACAAGCGAUUUGUGCAGCCCUUCGUGGAGCAGGGGCUUGUGACCUACCACGAACGUUUCCCGUAUCAGGUGUCUCCGAAGCUGGGCCUUGCCGCUGAAGCCAAGGAGCUGAGAAAACAACGCCACAUGCUUUUGGAACCACAUGCUUUGGAGCUAUGCAUUUGGGAGAACAGACAGGUGUCUGACUGGGUGGUGGUCAUUCACUCCUUCGAGGAGUAUCUCCACUCGCGCAUUCUAGCCGAGAAACUGCAGGUGUCUCGGUUGCUCAUUUUUGCUCGCACCUCUGCUAGGCCGAGGAAAGAUCCACCCCUUUGAAUUUACACCUUCCCCCCCAUGGUGGCCAUUUCUUAGAACAGCUUGGGAAUGCUCCCGUUUGGUCUGGCCAUUCGGGUGCGCAGUACCAAAUAGGUAGAAAGUAAAUAGACUGACCCCAACUAUAUAGAUAGAACAGUAUAUAGAUCUCCACUAAAAAUGUAUUGGACAUCAUUUCUAUCAAUUUGGGGCCCACUAUAGUUGUUAUGGUCGGGCCGCUGUCAGCUGGGCAGGUUGACUGGACGACUGGAAAAGCAUUCAUUCUUGACAGGCCUGAGGCCUGAGGAUGCCUAUUUAGAAGGCAUGUUGGGCUCACCGACGGGAACAUAACUUGGCUUCCAUUUCAGGUAGAGUUACAUUGCAAUCAUGUGAAUCACUCGAUCGUGAAUCGCCAGGAUUUGCCCUUGGGAACCUGGAUCCAGCAGUGGGCGAAUGAGGUUCCUGGGACUGUGGUCUUUGAGCUUUUCCAGGAACCCAUGGGUGGCCCCCGCAGAGCUGGCCGCAGCAUUUUCACCACUUGGACACAGAAGCGAGGUGUGGAAAUGAGUCGUGAUCCAGGCUUGCGAGGGCUGGAAGCAGAUUCACAGCAUUUUCAAUCCUUUGCUUGGAUUGUUGAUCCUGUGAACGUUCUGCAAACUGCAGUGCAUUUGGCCCAGCCAAGAGCUCAUGGUCAAAGCAUUGUCUCCUUGCACGUGGAUCUCCUUCGUGUGAACCACUACUUGGACCUUGGCCGAAAUGCUUCUCGAUGUUUGGAAGAGCUGGGUGGCUGCCAUGUCCUUGACGAAUCCCUCACUUGGGCGGAGGAGACUGUGCUAGAGCGGCGAGGAAAAAAGAAGAUGGAGCUCCACAGGAAGUAGAGCCUGGUAAAGAAAUCCAUUGGAGGGAGGGGCUGUGAAAGAAUCCUAUACAUACCUACCCGACCCAGAUCCAAGUUUUGCUCACAGCCAGAGUCUUGGACCCGGGUACUGGAGGCCUGGUCAGGCUUGGUACUGAUUCCCUAGGAAAUAAGGAGACAUGCAGGCAGCGGUAGCGAGGCA